Ramularia collo-cygni is the source of this 1449-nucleotide messenger RNA. RefSeq names its product related to permease of the major facilitator superfamily. The transcript has 4 exons. Gene Ontology annotation, biological process: transmembrane transport. Gene Ontology annotation, molecular function: transmembrane transporter activity. The record is from RefSeq and is a predicted model, not a curated record. Bases 1 to 1449 code for a protein of 482 amino acids. Gene Ontology annotation, cellular component: membrane. NCBI's taxonomy places the organism in Eukaryota, Fungi, Ascomycota, Dothideomycetes, Mycosphaerellales, Mycosphaerellaceae.
AUGGAACUCUCCACGCACUCCAAGGAUUCGGAAUCCGGGGCAGUGUGUAUUGAAACACAAGAACCCACUCAACAAGACAAUCUCAUCUGGGAGGACCCACGAGUCAAAGCUAUUAAGAGAAAAGUCGAUAUUCGGCUAAGUCUGGUACUUGCGUUGAUGUACAUUGUGAAUCAGAUURAUCGGACCAAUCUGCCAAAUGCUGUGAUUGCAGGCAUGGACGACGACCUGGGACUGGGGGGUAAUAAUCGCUACACAAUCAUCGUCCUGGUCUUCUUCCCUACAUAUGUAUUAUUCCAGCCCAUCGCCACAGUUCUGACCCGCAAACUCGGUCCUCGCCCAUUCCUAGCUGGUAUCACAGUGGGAUUCGGUCUGGUAGUUCUGGGAUUUGGAUUUGUCAAAGACUGGACUGUUCUGGUGGGUCUGCGAGUGCUACUCGGUGCAUUCGAGGCAUGUUUCUUUCCGUCCGCGCUGUUCUUGGUGAGUAUGUGGUAUGUGCGUCGCGAGGUCGCCAAGCGUAAUGCUUUCUUCUACUUGGUUGGGAACAGCGUUGGAGGCUUCGGUGGCGUGCUCGCGUAUGGUCUGCAGCAGAUGGACGGGACGGCGGGACUUGAAGGCUGGCGCUGGAUUUUCAUUUGGGAAGGCAUAAUUACAGCCAUCAUUGCAAUCGUGGGUUUCGUCUUCCUCAUUGACUUUCCCGAAGAUGCACACAAGACGAAAUUCUUCCUGAAGGAUUAUGAGAUUAGAAUCAUGGUCGAUCGGGUUGAGAGGGAUCGUGGAGAUGCUCACAUUACCCCUUUCAAUUUGAGGAAUUACCUGGCGCAAGGGAAAGACUGGAAGGUUUGGUGCUUUGCUCUGAACUUUGGCCUCUCUGCUGUUGUCACCUAUGCAGUGUCGUACUUCCUACCGAUCAUCCUUCGCGAUAGCCUGAAGUUCUCAGUGGUUCAGUCGCAGUGUCUCACUGCUCCAUGCUACGCCUUUUCUUUCCUCUUGGGUUUCUUCGAAGCCUACAUUUCUGACAAAUUCAACAUCAGGGGCCACAUCAUCGUCUUCAACUGUAUCCUGGAGAUCAUAGGUGUUGCAGUUCUUGGUUAUGCCGAGCAACCAUACGUUCGAUACUUUGGAGCCUUCCUCAUAACUGCCGGAGCGAACAGCAACGUCACGGCUUCGAUGACAUAUCAAGCAAACAACGUGGUUGGUCAGUGGCGACGAGCCUUCACAGCAGCUACGAUUGUUGCAAUGGGAGGUGUUGGAGGUGUGAUAGGUUCGGUGGCGUUCAGGCCGGAGGACGCACCGGGAUAUGGGCCAGGUCUGUACACUUGCUUUACCGCAGCAGCGGUGACAAUUGUGAGUGUCGCGGCUACGACUUGGUACAUGUGGAGGAAGAAUCAACAACAKGCGAGAGGGGAGGUGGUCAUAGAGGGUGUUCAUGGGUUUCGGUACACCUUGUGA